Molecule: messenger RNA, 945 nt
Organism: Rattus norvegicus (Norway rat)
Lineage: Eukaryota; Metazoa; Chordata; Mammalia; Rodentia; Muridae
Gene: Mrpl55
Product: mitochondrial ribosomal protein L55
Exons: 4
Coding region: 216-599 (127 amino acids)
Cellular component (GO): mitochondrial large ribosomal subunit
Molecular function (GO): structural constituent of ribosome
Source: RefSeq, marked provisional
GCGCGCCGCCGGCGCUUGCAGGACAUCUGGGUUGUGGUGGAGGAUUGUCAUCUACAGUGACGGGUUUCUUUUGUGGCCCCGCGUGGUUCGGCUUCAAUUUCCCACCUAUCGAGUAACAUUCUGCACUGCGAGUCUACGAGGUCUCUCCCAUGAUAAGGGCCUACAUCAGGGCCAGUGACUGUUUCCUCCCGCCACUACAGUGCUAAGGAGAAACAAUGCCUUUGGGUAGUCUGCUUGGCCUGCUGAGGCACUGUGGUGUGAGGGCAGCCUUCCCUGCACCCUGCCACCUACACACAUCUCCUUGGAGAGCUGACUGCAGCAGGGCGUCACUCACUCGACUGCGUCGCCAGGCCUAUGCUCGCCUCUACCCUGUGCUGUUGGUCAAGCAGGACGGCUCCACUAUCCAUAUCCGGUACCGGGAGCCACGACGCAUGCUGGCGAUGCCCCUAGACCUGGAUGCCCUAUCUCCAGAAGAGCGCCGGGCCCGGUUCCGAAAGCGUGAGGCUCAGCUCCAGCAGAAGAGGGAAGAAGAACCAGAAAUGGUUGACAGUUUUGACACUGAACGAUACAAACGAUUUUGGACCAAGACCAAGAAGUAACUCUGUCAGGGAGUUCCACCCGGGAUAUUUUGUGAGGAUGGAGGGACAUCUGUCUGUUUACCAUACAUUCUUGAAAUCAUGACAUUCUGUCAUUGUCUUCUUUGAUGUGGAAGCCUAGUCCUGGGACUCAUACUUUCUGAGAAGUAUGUGCCAGAGCAAAGCCAGAUUGAAAGGCUUUGCUUUGGAGGUUUUCUUGGGUCAGACCUGUGGGGUUUUUGAUUAUUUGUUGGGGUUUUGUUUUUGUUUUGUGAGACACAGUCUUACUCUGGUUGGUCUAGAACUCAAUAUGUAAACCAGGCCUGACUCUCCCUCCUGAGAGCUGGGUUUAAAGGUAUGUGGCUUCAUA